UAUAAUGGUGACUCAGAUCAAGUGCACCCUUAGUAGCAAGAGAAGAAAUGGUAAAAUAGGUUUGGCGCGGCUGGUAGACUAGCAGCUGAGUGCAGAGGCAGAGAAACCUAGGUCAAAUCCGCGGUCCAGCUGCUUUUUAGUAUUUAAGGCGGGCCGAGAGACAUUCGUACAUUUACUAAGAGAGACUUGGUCCGGUUUAAUUUGGGGUUCACCCUCAGUCUCUUGUCAGCCGUCUAUUGAAGCUUGCCCUGCGCAGGCAGACGGGAAUACCUUGAAAAUGCCUCCCAUCGAUAAUGACACCGGGAAGAACGAACUCAAAUGUCGGAUACAGCAGCUUAUUGACUCCAAUCAAGUGAUGGUUUUCAGUAAAAGCUACUGUCCGUUUUGUAUCAAGGUGAAAGACUUGUUCAAAGAGCUGCAAGUCGAUUGUAAUGUGGUGGAGUUGGAUCUCAUAGAGGAUGGAACUAACUACCAGGAGAUGCUGCUCGAGAUGACCGGACAAAAAACUGUUCCUAAUGUCUUCAUCAACAAGACGCACGUUGGCGGCUGUGACAACACAAUGAAGGCUCAUAAAGACGGCAGCCUGCAGCAGCUACUGAGCAAUAAUGAAGCUUAUGACUACGACCUGAUAGUCAUCGGAGGAGGCUCUGGGGGCCUGGCCUGCUCAAAGGAAGCUGCUGCAUUGGGGAAGAAGGCCAUGGUACUGGACUAUGUUGUGCCAACACCAAAAGGAACAACCUGGGGUAAGUCACUCAUGUGUCUUUUUUGGGGUAGAAUGUUUUUUGUAAUUUUUUUAAACAUCUGCAUUCCCAAGAAGCUGAUGCACCAGACGGCCGUGCUGGGCACCGCCAUGCAGGACGCACGCAAGUUCGGCUGGGAGUUUGACGAGACAGUGAAGCACAACUGGGAGACGAUGAAGACGGCGGUGAACAACUACAUUGGCUCGCUGAACUGGGGCUACAGGGUGGCACUGAGAGACAAGAAUGUCAACUAUGUCAAUGCCUAUGCAGAGUUCAUUGAACCACACAAAAUCAAGGCAACAAACAAACGGGGGAAGGAGACCUUUUACACAGCGGCCAAGUUUGUCUUGGCUACAGGCGAGAGGCCGCGCUACCUGGGCAUCCCUGGAGACAAGGAGUACUGUAUCACCAGUGACGACCUCUUCUCGUUGCCCCACUGCCCGGGAAAGACCCUUGUGAUCGGGGCAUCGUACGUGGCUCUGGAGUGCGGUGGUUUCCUGGCCGGCCUGGGUCUCGAUGUCACCAUCAUGGUCCGGUCCAUCCUGCUGAGGGGCUUCGACCAGGACAUGGCCAACCGUGCCGGAGAGCACAUGGAGGAGCACGGUGUCAAGUUCCUCCGCAAAUACGUCCCUGUAAAGAUAGAGGAGCUGGAAGCAGGCACUCCUGGCAAGCUGAAGGUGACAGCCAAGUCCACAGAAACCGAUGAGCUCAUCGAGGGAGAGUACAACACUGUGUUGAUAGCAGUGGGCCGAGACGCGUGCACAGACAAGGUUGGCCUGGACAAGGCAGGGGUCAAAGUCAACCCCAAGAAUGGAAAGAUUUCAGUCAACGAUGAAGAGCAGACCAAUGUGCCCCACAUCUACGCCAUUGGAGACAUUCUGGACGGCAAGUGGGAGCUGACUCCUGUAGCCAUCCAGGCUGGCAAGCUGCUGGCACGACGCCUCUACGGGGGCUCAACGCUUAAGUGCGACUAUGUCAACGUUCCCACCACUGUCUUCACCCCACUGGAGUACGGCUCCUGUGGUCUGUCAGAGGACAGAGCCACCGAGCUCUAUGGGCAGGACAACCUGGAGGUGUUCCACAGUCUGUUCUGGCCUCUGGAGUUCACCGUGCCCGGCAGAGACAACAACAAAUGCUACGCUAAGAUCAUCUGCAAUAAACUGGACAACGAUCGAGUCAUUGGGUUCCACUAUCUGGGUCCAAAUGCUGGAGAGGUGACGCAGGGCUUCGGUGUAGCCAUGAAAUGUGGUGCCACCAAGGAGCAGCUGGACUCCACCAUCGGCAUCCACCCAACCUGUGCUGAGAUCUUCACCACUCUGGAUGUAACCAAGAGCUCUGGGGGAGACAUCACCCAGUCCGGCUGCUGAGGUUAAACCCUGCGCGUUUAGCGGGCUGCUCUCAUAUUAGGCUCUCCUACCAACUCCUCUCAUCUUAGUUUUUAAAGCUCCGCCUCCCCUCCAGCUGCUCCGUCUACAGGGCAGUUGUUUCUCAGGACAAACGUAACACCGUGGCCAGCGUCUGAAUGAGCCUCGAGGCGACUGAAAGAAUCCAGAGCUGAGGAUGUGCAAGUCUCCAGCUCUGGCUGAGGUAGUUUGAUAUGAGGGCAGCCUGCUGAACAGCGGGGUUACUCUGCUGCUAUUUCUCCUGGGCUCCACUAGUGUGUCCUUCUCAGAGGAGCACCAACACACACACUCUACUACUGAGAACGUGUGUGUGUUUGGGCUGUUUGUGACGUCCUAGCCCGUAACCUGAAAUACUCGGGUGGGCGAGGAUCGAUGUCCCUCUGCAGAAGCGCCUGGCGGGGGCCCAAACCCUUCGUCCAACUCCCAACUUCAAACACUUCUCAUCCACCCCCCAGUAUACAGAUUCCAUACGGACUGGAAUUGACUUCAAUAAGACAUUAAAAUGUGCACACAACCAGGGUUUGAAUGGAUGCACGGCUCUGAACUCUGGUCCAGCUUGUGAUGGAAACCUUCUGUAAUCUGGUCUGUCUGUGCAUGUAUAGAUUGACUGUCAUCACGUCUUUUCUGUUGAGCCUUCACCAUUCCACACAUAUUCCUCUUACCAGGUCUUUAGGAUGAAAUUGAGGCGCAUACAUGUUGCUGUCAAUAUGCGUCUUUUGCUAUGUGGAGGCACUGGGGGUUUUCUGCCUUUUUUAAAGAGAACUAUCUUUACAGGGUUCAUACGUUUUGAAAAAACCUGGAAAAGUUAUGGAAUUUGAAAAAUGCAAAUUCCAGGCCUGGAAAGGUUUUGGAAACCUAAAAAGACCCAGAAAGUUUUGGGAAAGUCAUGUAAUGUUUUUUUUUAACACAGCAUAAUAAUGUCAUUAAUAAAUGUAUUUUCACGUUGUCUUAACCUCAACGUUGUAUUCGGGGAGAGAUAUGAUUAAUCCAUCUAUGAACCACAGACAUUAUCAUUCAUGUUAUAGUUAAACCUCUGAGGGUAAACUUUAACACCGAUUUGUAUUCUUAUUGUAUAAUGUCGACUGACAUUUUCAGGAACACAUAGUCAUGGAAAUUUGCCAAAAAGUCAUGGAAAAGUAUUGGUUAAAAUGCGUAUGAACCCUGUCUUGAUCUCUUCCAAAGUAUUUCUCUAAACAAGUCUGCAGAGAGAUCAUGAGUCGGCACCUUUCCAACCUUGAUGUGCUGCAUCACAACCCUUUCAGAUAAAAUUUAAUGGAAAAUACAACCGGAAUUGUACCGAAUGUUUAAAAAAAAGAAACCUUUUCUAAAUUAAGUUAAUGCUUGUUUGUUGCAUCUUGCUGUUUGCCUCUGCUUUAUGUGUAUGUAUAAAGAUCUGUUCAAUCUUCUAGAGGACGGCGUUCCAGCUGCUGUCGGUCAUCUGUAUGAAUGACUUGUUUGUUGGUGUCAGACCGCUGUAGAUGACUUCUCUCUAAAGAUUUAAUAAAGACUGAAUUCUCCUUCA
Messenger RNA from Perca fluviatilis (European perch), 3665 nucleotides. It is a transcript of the gene txnrd3, whose product is annotated as thioredoxin reductase 3. Gene Ontology annotation, molecular function: thioredoxin-disulfide reductase (NADPH) activity; glutathione-disulfide reductase (NADPH) activity; flavin adenine dinucleotide binding. The transcript is spliced from 16 exons. Lineage: Eukaryota; Metazoa; Chordata; Actinopteri; Perciformes; Percidae. Gene Ontology annotation, cellular component: mitochondrion; cytosol. The record is from RefSeq and is a predicted model, not a curated record. Gene Ontology annotation, biological process: glutathione metabolic process; cell redox homeostasis; cellular response to oxidative stress. The coding region runs from base 278 to 2107 and encodes 609 amino acids.